Trichoplax adhaerens is the source of this 234-nucleotide messenger RNA. RefSeq lists its product as uncharacterized. Gene Ontology annotation, molecular function: DNA-directed DNA polymerase activity; nucleotide binding; DNA binding. Gene Ontology annotation, cellular component: zeta DNA polymerase complex; nucleus. The record is from RefSeq and is a predicted model, not a curated record. The transcript has 2 exons. Lineage: Eukaryota; Metazoa; Placozoa; Uniplacotomia; Trichoplacea; Trichoplacidae. Gene Ontology annotation, biological process: double-strand break repair via homologous recombination; error-prone translesion synthesis. The annotation marks the transcript as partial.
AGGAAAUUACUAGCUACUGAUAAGCGGGCUGAACCGCGAGUUGGUGAACGUGUACCGUAUGUUGUGGUAUAUGGAAUGCCCGGCUUGCCAUUGAUACGUUUGGUUCGAAGGCCUAUUGAAUUCUUAAGCGAUCCAAGUUUAAGGUUAAAUGCAGCAUAUUACAUUACGAAACAAAUUCUUCCCCCUCUUAAUAGAAUAUUUUCACUUAUCGGUGUCGAUACAAAUGCAUGGUGA